GAUCUGGGUUUGAGAAAAACCCAGAUCUGGGUUUGAGAGAAGAAGAAUAAGGGAGAAGAGAGAGAAAGAAAGAAUAAGAGGAAGAAAGAAGAAGGAUGAGGAGGGAGAAGGGAGAAGGGAGAAGGAAGGAGGAAAGGAAGCAGAAGAUGAAGUUUGAGACCCAGAUCUGGUUUGCAGAGGUAAGGGAAAAGGAAAGGUAAAGGAGAGACAAAGUGAAAGAGGAAGAAGAAAUGACGUGGAUGAAAAAAAAUUAUUAUUUUAAAAUUCAAUAAAAAUGCCAAUUAAUGCCAACUCAUAGGCCAACUAUGGUGUUUUUUUUCCAUGUCAUUAGUCAAGCAAAAAAAGAAUUGAUUUUGU
Molecule: messenger RNA, 357 nt
Organism: Rubroshorea leprosula
Lineage: Eukaryota; Viridiplantae; Streptophyta; Magnoliopsida; Malvales; Dipterocarpaceae
Source: the annotation of a GenBank genome assembly